AUGUCGUACAACGACGCGCUCGUGUUCUCUCUUCAUUCCAUCUAUUUCAUCCUUUUCGACCGUUCCACCCUCUUCCUGUCUUUGUCUUUCUCAUCACUCGUUAAUCGCGAUCACAUCCACGAUCGUAAUACUGUCUACAGUCACGUCAAAUCGCUGUCGCUCAUCACCGUAUACGACAGUGAUACCAUCGAGCCGGCGUAUCCUGGCACUUGA
This is a messenger RNA of Angiostrongylus costaricensis, 213 nucleotides long. The record is from the annotation of a GenBank genome assembly. Lineage: Eukaryota; Metazoa; Nematoda; Chromadorea; Rhabditida; Metastrongylidae.